Candidula unifasciata is the source of this 812-nucleotide messenger RNA. Lineage: Eukaryota; Metazoa; Mollusca; Gastropoda; Stylommatophora; Geomitridae. The record is from the annotation of a GenBank genome assembly.
ACCAUGUCAUCUCCAGAAACGAGGCCUGGCUGUCCAAGAAACAUGGCAGCAAGUCAGGACUGUGGGUGGUUGCCAACAUCCGACAAGAGAAUUAUGGGAUUGUUGAUGAUGGCACGGCUGGUCUUAGAAUCUCGUUUUUACCACACCCCUACAAGUCUUUCGGAUCGGAGUAUUGCACCGAUGCUGAUCCCGACAGCCCCAGGCUGCUUCCCAAAAUGGUGAAUUCAACGUUCUACAGUUUUGAAAAAUGCCAGAGUCAGUGUGUGGUGUACAGGGCAAGCGUGGAGUGUGGCUGCUUCAUCCCAGAGUUAGGUAAUAUGGAAGUGUCCAGCCUGUGUGACUGUCCGAGACCGUGCAGGUUCGUCCAUUAUGAUACGACCCUGUCCUCAUCACAGUUUCCAUCCCGCGUUACCCGAGACGCCAUCAUGAAACUCUUCAACAUCACCGACCCGAAUGACAUGACGGAGAAUUUGGUGGAGGUACAAGUGUAUUUUGAUUCACCGUUAGUGUGGACGGAACGACAUGAACCUGAGUUCACAAUUCAUAGUUUCAUGGGUAAGUUGAUUGUUCAUAAAUAUCGUCUGGGUAAACAAAAGGCUCUUUUUACGCUCAUUAGGAGGUCAAAUGGGCAUAUGCCUGGGAGCAAGCCUGGUCACUUUGCUGGAGUUCUGGGAGCUCAUCGUGAGAACCGUUGUCAUUUCUGUGAGACGACUAAGGAGGUCUUGCCUGAACCGUGCUCUAGAAACCAAAGACAGUUUCUGAGACCUCUACUGUGUUGUUCUGCGAGGAAUUACUACAUUAGUUUAGUUUAG